Aureococcus anophagefferens is the source of this 645-nucleotide messenger RNA. RefSeq lists its product as hypothetical. The transcript is spliced from 2 exons. The record is from RefSeq and is a predicted model, not a curated record. Gene Ontology annotation, molecular function: protein binding. Lineage: Eukaryota; Pelagophyceae; Pelagomonadales; Pelagomonadaceae. The annotation marks the transcript as partial.
CUCGAGUCGGCCCGGGGCCACGCGCGCGCCGUGCGGGCCCUGGGCUACAGCGGCGACGGCCGGCUGCUGGCGACGGCGUCGGACGACCGGACCGCGCGCGUCUGGCGGUCCGCGGACGGCCACCUCGUCGCGACGCUCCGGGGCCACGUCGACCGCGUGACCUGUUGCGCCGUGAGUUUGGACGGGUCGCGGGUGGCGACGGCGAGCCGCGACCGGACCGCGGCGGUCUGGUCCGCGGACGACGGGGAGCGGCUCCGGGUCCUCGAGGGCCACUCCCGGCCGCUCUGGGCCGUCGCGUUCUCCGGCGACGGGCGCCUCGUCGCGACGGGCGGCGCCGACAAGACCGUGCGGCUCUGGCGGUCGACGUCGGGCGAGGCGGCGGUGCUGAUCCGGGGGACGCCGCUCGACGACGACGGCCACUCGGACGACGUGACGUGCCUCGCGUUCCCGCGCCACGGGAUGCGCGUGCUCUCCGGGUCCCGCGACCGCACGCUGCGGCUCUGGGACGCGGAGUCCGGGGCGCUGCUCAAGACGAUCGACGGCCACGCGCUGCCGCUGACGUGCUGCUCCUUCUCUCGUGACGGGCUGAAGAUCCUGUCCGCGAGCGCCGACGGCACGGUCAAGGUCUGGGGCCGCGACACCGGC